AUGAGUUAUAGGUAUGUCUUUUUUUUUUAUUUAAGACUCAUGAACAGGUCAGCACCACAUUUUGUGACUGAAUUUGUGCUUCUGGGAUUCCCUGGCUGCUGGGAGAUACAGAUCUGCCUCUUCUCAUUACUUUUGGUGAUUUAUGUCUUAACAUUGCUUGGGAAUGGAGCCAUUGUCUGUGCUGUGAGAAGAGAACCACGACUACAUACCCCCAUGUACUUUCUGCUGGGAAACUUUGCCUUCCUUGAGAUCUGGUAUGUUUCUUCCACUGUCCCUAAUAUGCUAUCCAACAUUCUCUCUAAAACCAAGACUAUUUCAUUUUCAGGUUGUUUCCUCCAGUUCUAUUUCUUCUUUUCCUUGGGCACAACUGAAUGUCUAUUCCUGGCAGUAAUGGCUUAUGAUCGGUACCUAGCCAUCUGCCAGCCACUCCACUACCCCACCAUCAUGACUGGGAAACUGUGCAGAAUACUGGUAUCUCUGUGCUGGCUUAUUGGAUUCCUUGGCUACCCCAUCCCCAUUUUUUUCAUCUCCCAACUUCCCUUCUGUGGUCCCAAUGUCAUUGACCACUUCCUGUGUGAUAUGGACCCACUGAUGGCUCUGUCCUGUGCUCCAGCUCCCAUUACUGAAUUUAUUUUCUAUGCUCAGAGCUCACUUGUCCUCUUUUGCACUGUUAUGUAUAUUCUUCGAUCCUAUAUCUUGUUGCUCAGAGCUGUUUUUAAGGUCCCUUCAUCAGCUGGCAGGAAAAAAGCCUUUUCAACCUGCGGUUCUCAUUUAGCUGUGGUGUCACUAUUCUAUGGAACAGUAAUGGUGAUGUAUGUGAGUCCUACAUAUGGCAUCCCAAUUUUAAUGCAGAAGAUCCUCACACUAAUAUAUUCAGUAAUGACUCCUCUCUUUAAUCCCCUGAUCUACAGUCUUCGUAAUAAGGACAUGAAACUUGCCUUGAAGAAUGUCCUGUUUGGAAUGAAAAUCAGUCAAAAUUCAUGA
This is a messenger RNA of Suncus etruscus (white-toothed pygmy shrew), 984 nucleotides long. RefSeq names its product olfactory receptor 11H4-like. Lineage: Eukaryota; Metazoa; Chordata; Mammalia; Eulipotyphla; Soricidae. The transcript has a single exon. The record is from RefSeq and is a predicted model, not a curated record. Bases 1 to 984 code for a protein of 327 amino acids. Gene Ontology annotation, molecular function: olfactory receptor activity; G protein-coupled receptor activity. Gene Ontology annotation, cellular component: membrane. Gene Ontology annotation, biological process: G protein-coupled receptor signaling pathway.